AUGGACAUCUGUGACAUUUCCUUUGGGUCUGUGCUGCUGUUACAGACCAGCACUGGGGCGUCAGUAAAUGUCUUUCUCCUCCUCUUUUAUAACCACAUGAUUUCCUUCGGUCACUAGAUCAGCUCCUCAGACUUGAACUAUCCCCAUUUGGCCCUGGCCAACACCAAUUUUUUCACCUAUGGAAUCUCAGAAACCAUUACUGCAUGGGGAGAGAGAAAUUUCUUGGAUGGGACUGGAUGUAAAGUCAUCUUAUACAUUUACCGGGUAUCCCGGGGUCGCAUCUGCACCACCUGCCUCCUGAGCGUCUUCCAGGCUAUCACUAUCAGUCGUGGCACCUCCUGGUGGGCAGGAGUCAAAUCUAAAUUAUGCGAGUGUGUUAUCCCCUCUUUUCUCUUCUUCUGAGUCCUCAGUUUGCUCAUUGACAUUAAUAUACUGAUGUACGCAGCUGGCCCACAGAAUAGCACCACCGUUCACAUUACAUAUGAUCUUAAUUAUUGUUCAGCAAUCAUUCUUAGUAUGGAGGUUACCCUGGUAAAUGCUAUUUUCCUUUCUGGCCGUGAUCCGAUAUUUGUAGUGAUCAUGAGUGUGGCCAGCGGCUACAUGGUCAUUGUCCUACACAGUCACCACCAGCAGGUCCGAUACCUCCACAGGCCUGGCCGCUCCCUGAAGCAGAUGCCCGAGGUCCGAGCAGCCAAGAGGGUCAUCAUCUUGGUCACCGUCUAUGUCUUCCUUUACAGCCACCAGUCCAUCAUGUUCAGUGUUUUACUCAACAUGAAAGAAAAGUCUCCUCUGCUGGUGAAAGCCCACCAGCUUUUGUCAUUCGCCUUCUCAUCUGUCUGUCCAUUCCUGGUGAUUUACAGUGACAGGAGGGUGAGAAUAUUCUGGAAAAUGGGGUCUCCCAUGCACAAAGUGGAUCUUUCAUAG
Ornithorhynchus anatinus (platypus) is the source of this 924-nucleotide messenger RNA. RefSeq names its product vomeronasal 1 receptor ornAnaV1R3196. Gene Ontology annotation, molecular function: pheromone receptor activity. Lineage: Eukaryota; Metazoa; Chordata; Mammalia; Monotremata; Ornithorhynchidae. Gene Ontology annotation, cellular component: membrane. Gene Ontology annotation, biological process: G protein-coupled receptor signaling pathway. The record is from RefSeq and is a predicted model, not a curated record.